Messenger RNA from Vanessa atalanta (red admiral), 1552 nucleotides. Its product is annotated as PI-PLC X domain-containing protein 3. The coding region runs from base 403 to 1383 and encodes 326 amino acids. The record is from RefSeq and is a predicted model, not a curated record. Gene Ontology annotation, molecular function: phosphoric diester hydrolase activity. NCBI's taxonomy places the organism in Eukaryota, Metazoa, Arthropoda, Insecta, Lepidoptera, Nymphalidae. Gene Ontology annotation, biological process: lipid metabolic process. The transcript is spliced from 7 exons.
UUGCCAGAUUAAUAAUUGACUAAAAUCUCACCACAAUGAAUAUUAAAUGAUAUAUAAUUAAUAUUCGUCAAGGCUGUUACUAUCAGUUAUAAUUAGGAACAACAAUGCAAAUAACAACUUCAUGCAACAUUUACCUCUAUUUUGUAUACUUACUACAAAGAGCUACUAUAAAAAUUUCAACCAAUUUAAAAGGCGGGAAAACGUAUAAUGCUAAUGAUAAACAAAGGACCAUGGGCAGCUUCACAAAGCCGAAGGGCAUUAGUUAUUUUAACCCGGUGACGUUACUCACACUCAGUUAAUGACAUAUAUUUGUGCGAUUCGAUAGGUAGAAACUUAUAUAUUAUACUUUGUAUUUGUUGAUAGUUUGGUAACCUUAGAAUCGUAACGUGUGAAGUCAUUAAUAUGAGUGAAAAUGGUUUUGCUCAAAAUGUUGAUCUUCAGCACUGGAUGAGAGAUCUACCUGAACAAAUAAGAAACAUUCCAUUUAUUUACCUCGCCAUUCCGGGCAGCCAUGAUUCAAUGACUUAUAACAUCACAAGGUCCAGUGGCCUAGCCCCUGAUGCAGAACCAAUACUGAAAAGGCUGUACCCUUUAUUUCACGGGACAAUAUUAAGAUGGACUAUAACACAGGCAGUUGAUGCUUUACAGCAACUUCUUAUUGGCAUAAGAUACUUUGACCUAAGAUUGGCAACUAAAACUGGUUCAGAUGACUUCUACUUCACCCAUGGAGUAUACGCAGGAGAAAUAUAUCAGCCUCUCAAACAAAUAAAAGAUUUUAUUUAUGAACACCCAUAUGAAGUGGUAAUAUUAGAUUUUCAGCAUUUCUAUGGGUUCACUCCAGAUGACCAUCAAAGAUUAAUGAGAUUUAUACUCAACUUAUUUGGUCCACAACUUGUACCAAGACAACCAGAUUUGAGUGGUAUUACACUUAAUUCUCUUCACAGGUUACGCCAGCAGGUAAUAGUGAUCUACCGGCAUCAGUCGGUAUAUGCUACAAGUGAAUUUUGGCAGCCUCAGAUGAUGCCUUCACCGUGGCCACAACAAGACAAUAUUACUGGCCUGCUAAACUUUCUGAAAAAUGUUAAACGUAACCCAGGAAUGGGCUUUGUGCAUCAAGCAGUUCUAACACCCACGCCAGGAUUUAUUCUCUUCAGAUGGGUGUCCAACUUGCGUGAAAAAUGCGCUAAACCAAUCAAGAACGAAAUCUAUCCCAAAUUGUCAGAAUUUUCGCCAGGCAGACCAAUAGAAAGAGAUGGACCAACGCGCGUAAACGUUAUCAUAGCUGACUUUGUCGAAAUGGAUAACGCUGUUUUCUCCAAAAUGAUUAUAAAACUUAAUUUUAAAUUGUUAAACACAGAAUCCAUAUCACACAGCUACGGGUAAGAUUAAAGGGAAAUAUUGUUUAAGCUUUAAACUACUUUAUAAGGUAACUUAAGGAACUUAUCAUUUGUACCUGCAUUUUUUUUAUUUUUACACGUUUUGCUACAGGCUUAACUACAAGAUUUUUUAUUUUAUACAAACUUUUUUAUUGUACAGUGAUAUAGUAUACAUU